UACCCGUUCUUAAACAACUCAACUAUCCCAACCAAUAAAUCGAUUCCAACCGAAAGCUUUCAUUUUCUCAACAUCCGUUUCCGCCUACCUCUCUGCUUUCUCCCCAUCCAGAAUCGGACGACUCGCCGGGAAUGUACCUCCGGGAUGACUUUCUCGGUCGGCCCACGGAACUACGUGCCCCGACGGCGGAACGUGCCGCCCUUUUCCUCGAUCUGGCCCUGUCCGGCCGGGCGCAGGGCAGCAGUAAUUUCGAACCGGCACUAAUUUAUACGCUGCACGUCUACCAGUACAGUUUGUCUGGCAAACGGGGAGUGGAAGGUGGCCGAAGUCGAUUGCAUCUAAUCGAUCUUGGAGGCUGUGCCAAUCGGAGUGGGGGACUUCCGCUGUCUGGAAUUGGGAAUGUGCUGCUGGCGAUUCUCAGUGGUCAGAAACAUCCACCCAACAGAGACCAUCCGUUGACGCCGCUGCUACGGGAUUGCUUGGCUCCGUUGACCUGUCACGUGGCGAUUGUUGCCCAUGUGGCCCACUCUCAGUCACAUACCGACACGUUAACGACGAUCCAGUUGGCCUCCCGUAUUCAUCGGCUUCGUCGGCGGAAACCUCGACAUCAUUUGUUUGCCGGGAGGGCGGCAGAACUUGCAGGGUCCUCUGGUCAUCAAUCAGGGGGUUCUUCAGAAGGCCCCGAUCCAUCCAGUUCUGAUUUUUCCCAGGAUACCGUAAUCUAUGUAGGUCCAUGUGAUGACGCAACCGAUGGUGAACAUCCACCGGUCUACCUGCCAAGUCUCAACUCUGGUGACAACCGCUGUGCCAUGAAUAAAGUCCUUAAAGGUUCAGCGGCGGAGAAACCCACCUCAACUCCCACAGCCUCACCACAGAAAAAGAAAACUUCUUCCACAUCCAAGCGUAAGAGCGACACCCUUCCCCAUCCCGGGAGAAUUAGUUUGUUCAAACCCGAUUCUUACCUCCUUACAGCUCAAAAUCCUGCCCCAGCACCGAUCCCCACUCGUACCGAUAGUCUUAAGAGGAAUCAAACGUACAAUCAACAAUCCGUCGCUGCGGGACCAGAGCUGGUGGCCAGUGCCAUCCAGAUCGCUUCCCAGCAUGCCUCUCCUAAAAUUGUUGCCGGAGCCUUCAAACACGUAACCGGGGUUAGUAGAGGCUCUAACAUCCCUACACCCAAGGGUUCACCCAUGAGACGUCCCAUUCCUGCUGCGACUUCUGCUUCAGCAACUGCUACUCGCGAAAGUCCAGCUCGACAACUCGGUGAAGAAAAGUGGAUCGAUGGUCCUCGGGUUUCGAAAUCCAAGGUUCAUGAAGCUCGGCAUCUAUUGAGAGAGAUUAACCACGUCAAGAGUCAUGAAACCUGGAUUGAUGGACCUAAAACAGCCAAUGCGACUCAGGCGUUCCUUCCCCCGUCAGCGCACAGCAAUCAGAGCUAUGGUUUUAUGGAUAACCACAAGAAGUCCAUGAUCCGACAAUGGGUUGAGAAUCAAUCUAUGCAGCUUUUGCAGCAAUCCGUCUCGGCCAACAAUUCUCCAGUGCACAGUAGACACCACAGUUACAACCCACCACGAUUCAAACCAAGUAAAUCAGACGAAGACGGAUUCGUUCUCGAACUAGAACAUCAAGAAGAGCUGGUGAAUCCAAUUGCGUUCCGUGGAUUCACCGCUACCAGUGGUGUCGUCAACAGUUCCGAAUGCCACGUUCGAACAGGCCUAAAGCAAGCUUACAGCUUGGACAACCCGGAUUUACAGCAGAAUGCCAGCAUACCUGUGUACGCCACGGUAACACCUUCCGCCGCUAAGGCCACCACAGCAAAUGCUUCCAGUGCCACUGUCCCUUGUCCGAAUCCAGCACCAGCAACGGCCGUCACCGACAAUCAAUCGGAGAAAUCCCAUCCACCUUCGUCGCAUGCAAGUGAGAAACCCGUUAGUAAGCACGGCGACAGCCAGGAAGAAGAAGACCAGGACAGUGGACCGUCGGAAGUUCCACCAGCACUGCCACUAAUGAACCCUCUGGGUUCACGGGAAAUCUCCCACGAAAGCAUCCAUCAUCUGUGUUCGCGGCACGUAUCGCGAGACAACAUGAGCGUCCACAGUCAGCAUAGUUACAAUGCCGGCAUGAUGGACUGUGGACUGCAGGUCACGGAAGACGACAUCGCUAGGACUAUGGGAGGGGAGCAUCCUCUGAGUGCGCUGAGUCACGGAGACGUAUCCGUUGUAUCGAGCUUCAAUGUCGCUGGAGAUGCCUUCAGUGAUUGCGUCAUCGGUGAUAGCAUGCGAAACCAAUUCGACCAACUUGCCCGAUUGCGAGAAAUCUUCACCUCUCAGCUAGCAAUGGCCGAGGUGACUCCAGCCUUCCGUCUAGGUGACACCGGUAGUGUCUACAGUGAACCUGCCUAUCGCUUCAACACUGGAGCCGCCAGCGUUUGCAGCGAACCAGCGUACCGUCCACCGAGUCCUCGCUGCCGUGACUGCCGACAAUCGCUUUCCCUCUCCCGAACUCCCAGUCAGUGUUCUCUACCUAGCCUAACAGGAAUCGUUGCGAUAGCCGGAAUGGAACAGUAUGCUUCCCUUCGACAUCCCGACGGUGCUUCGGAUCCCAAUCUGCCAAAACUAGGAGAAAACAACGAAGAACCUCUGGACCCCGAGGAACACAUCCGAGAGAACCCUCUAGCAGACCUCGACGAACAGGAAGCUCUCAAAGAAAGUACCUCUCUCCUGCCCCAGCAAACCCUUCCAACCCUUCCACUGCUCCCACUUUCCACACCGGAAGCCUACGACAGCGGCCACGACUCCACCCCACGAACUUCCAAACAUUCCGGCAUUUCUCGACGGGCGGAAAGUGGCUACCAUAGUGUUGGGACCGUUCGUGACAGCGACGAAAGCAGCUUCGGGUCGGCUGCAUCCCGUGCCAAUCAGAAAUCCAAGAAACGAAACCGCCACGACAAAUCUCUCUGCCACUGGCUGCGGAAUCCCUUCAACUGUACCUAUCCGGACACGGAGGGCGACGUGAGUGACUUCUAGGGGUUGCCGUCGGACGAGGUGAACGAUUGUAGCUAAGUAGCUUAAUUCGGUUAUAUGUGUAUGUGUAGCAUUCUUUGAGUUUCGCGUUGUCUGUUGAGAAAUCAGGAUAGUUUGCUUGGUGUGCGUCCCCCUCCCGGGAGGUGGGGUUAAUGUUUGCAAGACAAUAAACGAAAUCGCAGCUUUCUCCGUUUUUGCGCGAUCGCCAGCCCUCUGUCCGGACGAAGAAUUUUCGAAGAACCAUCGACUAUAAGACUAAAACUAUUUUAUAACCGUAAGAAGCUGCUGUAAGAGAAUGCCGAACGCAAGUGAUUGUUGUUUAAGUUUCGAAGGAAAUCAGUGGUGCAUUUCGGGACUAAGAAGCUAUUUGUACAGUAAACAAUUUUAUAGACUAUAUUAUACUUAUAACGGUAUAGGGAUAGAAUUAUACACAACCCGAUUAGAGAACUAUGAAGCCUACGCAUCUAAUACUUACUGAAGUCAUCGUUGCUCCGUAAUGUUUAUCGACAGCCUGUCUUUAACCGUGUAUGCACAGACAAACAGACGUAACUCUUAAAGGAAAUUCAUCAAAAACUUUUGCCCGGUGUCUUUUUCAUGAGCACACUGCCACCUGUUGGUAUUACCGUGCGAGACACUGUCGGCCAUGAUGGAUUUCGAAUUGACGUUUGCUAACACGCACACUACAACACAAAUCGCCUGCAAUUUUCAUUUGCAUCACUCAGCAACGUGUACACUGGCAAAUGUCAAAGCGAUCAAGCACUAGCGCCUCUGGUGGAAGGAUCGCGCAAAUCAAAUGAAAUUUGAAUUAAUCGUUAAAUGCAUAUGCCAAACCGUUUUGAAGAGUGUUACGUCUGUUUGUCUGUGGUGUAUGUGUGCUGCUCUACUGCGCUAUUCUCAUGUUACCUUGAUAACAAUUUCGGAUCGGAUAAGUGCUUGGCCGGGAUCUGUUGAAGUAAUUUCGUUUUUAUUUGUAAAUGUUUUUUUUUUCAGCUCGAUCCAGGUUGUUUUGUAAAAUAUCACCUCUUACAAAUAGGUCAUUACACUGCUACCUGACCGCAUUUAGUCAUUCUACAUCUACAUGCCUGGAGCGAAAAUACUGUAAUGCACAUUUUGGUUCAACAAGGGAAAGGGAAUGAAAUUCUCGAUUAUGGUCGCGAUCAUAGAAUGCUCUCUCAAACCCAUUAUCAGCGAAAAAAAAACCGUGUGAUAAAUUGAGACCCAGUUUUCCUCCGACCAUCUCGGAAAUGGAUUAUCACCAAGUUGAGCAAGUUGUGUGGUCGUGAUCUGACAUAGCAAUUCCACCGGACGCUUGGGUCAGCAUCAGUGAUUGAAAAGGUGAACCGUUUUUGUAUUUCUCGUACACUUAGUGUACAGGAAAGGCUACAUAAGGAAAGGAACAUAAGGAUGUUUUCGAUCACCUGGCAAUCAUUUCACUCAUUUAUCCAUAACUCAGUUCAGAAGCAUAAUAUUGAAAUAAAAUGUUCGGCAAACUUGUAGAUAAGUGUUUUUCCUAAAAUUAUCACCAGGGACGCCAUAUCCUAACUCUCAUAUAUGCGGCGUGACAGCGUAAGUACCACCUACUCAUACUAAACGAUCGAAAAAUCCGAUCGUUUAGUAUGAGUGGGCAGUACUAACACUUUUACGCCGUAAAUGUAAGAGUUAGAAUAUGGCGUCUUUGGUAUUAAUUGUUGGAAAAACAAUAAUCUACAAGUACAGGGUGCGGCAGGAAAAAAUGUGAAAAAUUCAAGGCACUAUUACACGCUAAAUAUGGGAUAUACAGGGUGUUAGGUUCCUGAGUGCAAACUUUUUAAAGGGUGAUAGAGGACCAUAAAUGGAGAAAAAAAAUGUUCUACGCAUAUGGUCAAAUCUCAACCGUUACGUAGUUAUUGAACUUCCCAUGUUUAUGACUCUUAUUGCCUUAACUGGCAAUAACUUGAAAAUGGUCAAACUUAUCGAAGUUUUUUUACCCUUAUUCGAAAGAUUAUUGAAUUUUCUAACAAAUGGCAUCUUUGAAUCGAUUGGUUUAGUUAAAUAACUAAGUUUUCUAGAGCAAAAUAGCUAAAAAUAGUGUAUUUUUAUUGGUUUUUGUCAAUUAUCUUUGAAACAUGCGUAAUAAAUUAAAAUUCUUUCUUUAGCAAAGUUGUGCCCCCUAUUACACUCUACAAUUCGUUUUUUGACACCAAACUUCUAGCUCUUAUCGUUUUGUUGCAAUUUUGAUUUAAAUGUGCGGCACAAUGCGCAAAAAAGUGCUUUCCAUGACAGUUGCAAAUUUAUGAUCUGAAAUGCGAUGUUAAAAUCGACUUUGCAACAAAACGAUAAGAGCUAGAAGUUUGGUGUCAAAGAACGAAUUGUAGAGUGUAACAGGGGCCGCAACUUUGCCAAAGAAAGAAUUUUAAUUUAUUACGCAUGUUUCAAAGAUAAUUGACAAAAACCAAUAAGAAUACACUAUUUUUAGCUAUUUUGCUCUAGAAAACUUAGUUAUUUAACUAAACCAAUCGAUUUAAAGAUGCCAUUUGUUAGAAAAUUCAAUAAUCUUUCGAAUAAGGGUAAAAAAACUUCGAUAAGUUUGACCAUUUUCAAGUUAUUGCCAGUUAAGACAAUAAGAGUCAUAAACAUGGGAAGUUCAAUAACUACGUAACGGUUGAGAUUUGACCAUAUGCGUAGAACAUUUUUUUUCUCCAUUUAUGGUCCUCUAUCACCCUUUAAAAAGUUUGCACUCAGGAACCUAACACCCUGUAUAUGACUAUUUUUUCAUGGCAGUGUAUCAGUCAAUGUCUAUAUUCUGGCACUGAAAAAUAAAAAUGAACAUAUUUGAUGUUUAACAUGUGAUAAUGUUAGCCUAAUAAGCGGGUAUCAAUAAACUGCGCGCCCAAUGGUCAUCUAACAAAAUGACAAUAACAGUAAAAAAAAUAGCUUAAAUUCGAUGAACAACCAGACCACAUGAUCCAGAGCCAUGUAGUUUCACAUACUAGAUGAAAUAAGUACAUAUAUUUGAUGAUAAUGUAGAGAUAAUUAAAAAUUUUGUUUUAUCAAUUACGAAAUUUAGCGACCUGUGUACUUUUCUGCGGUUUGAAAAUUCUGAUUGCCUUUAGCUUCAGGCGCCGCCCUCUAAAGGUUAGUGACCAAAAUCGGAAAAUUUUCAAUUAACUUUUCAGAAAACUAGCCUAUUAGAGAUCAUGAAACGUUGAAACAUAGAUUGGUUAACGUCAAAUGGACGAAAACGAGGUUUGAAGUUGAAAAACACUUUCGCAUUUUUUCCUGCCGCAUACUGUAUGCCGAACAUCACAUUUUAAUAUUAGGCUUCUGAAUUGAGUUAUAGACAAAUGAGUCAAAUGAUUGCCAGAUGAUCGAAAACAUCCUUAAGUUCUCUCCAAAAACGAUUUUUCGAUGGAAAGUUUGGAGUAUCAAGUCAUGUAAGCCAAUCAACUCAGAUCGACGAAUUCAGAUGAUGUAUGUUUUUGUGUAUGUAUGUAUGUUUUUUACAUCUAGGACUCCAAAAAUCUUCUAAUGACGCAAAAUUACAUGUAUUUUUCGAAGUGUGUAGCUCUGAUUUUACUUUGCAACUCGAAGCGUCAUUCUCGCAGUAACCAUCGACCAACCGACUUUUAGCUUGCCUAUCUCCAUCAGCUUGUUUGUAGCAGCGUCCACCUGUAAGCGAAUGGUAGGUGCCUGCAAACGCUUUGCUUAACCGAAUUUGCACCGGAUCAUCUAGCUUACACUGCUCGGUUAGUGUAAAUCUCAGUUCCUCUUCUGUCGUGAUCUCAUCCAGAUCCACGGGUCAAGCGAUGACUCGAUCACCGCCACCUGCACACUUCGAAAAAUACAUGUAAUUUUGCGUCAUUUAACGCCGACAUAUUGCAGCGAGUAGAAUGACGGAAUAAUACGUUAGUUUCAAAUGUAUAUUUACGUUCGCUCUUAAAAUUACAAGAGGCGAUCGGCAAUAAAAAAAAAUACACGCCAUGACGUAAACAUAAACUUUUACGGCAUGGCGUGCAUUUUUAGGUUAUGUUCACUGAGGAAUUUCUCUGGUUUUUAUCUAUUCAAUAAUAAUUCCCAACUCUACUCACUUGAUCCGAUGCAGAUUUGCCAGCAGAACCGAGCAGAACUAGCAGCAAACACUCACUUAUAAUAUAAAUAACUAGUUUAUAUGUGGACGCAGUAGCGCCCGUGGCCAGCGUUUUUUUUUAUAUUAACGGUUCAUGUGUUAUUCGUGCUUGUAGAUUUUAAAUAAAAAAGCAUUACAUUUUUCUACGUUUUGAAUAGAGUUUUUUUAUUUGGUGAAUUCAAUGAAACACCUGAAAAACUUCGGUGAAGUCACCGGACAAACAAAUAGGACUACAUAUCUUUGUUAUUUCCUGCAACUGUUUCAUUCGGUUGUCUAAGAGUGACAGAUUCUUUUUUGCAUUAAAAAAUCAAAAUUGUCAAAGUAUGUUGUCUGUGUUUUUUUUUCAUCAAAUGCUGUGUCUGGUUGUCUAAGGUUGUCACUGGUUUUGUUCUCUGCAUCUGAUAGUUAAAAAGAAUUUAAUCGUCAAAUAUUAAAAAAAAAACUAAAAUUUUCAACGCCUUUUUCAUCAAUGCUGUAUCUGGUUGUCACUGGUUUUGUUCUCUGAAGAAUGAAAGUGUCAAAUAUUUUUAAAAAUCAAAAUUUUCAACGUCUGUUGUCUGUGAUUUUUUUUUCAUCAAAUGCUGUGUCUGGUUGUCUAAGAUUGUCACUGGUUUUGUUCUCUGCAUCUGAUAGUAAAAAAUAAUUGAAGUGUCGAAUAAUAGAA
Molecule: messenger RNA, 7792 nt
Organism: Aedes albopictus (Asian tiger mosquito)
Lineage: Eukaryota; Metazoa; Arthropoda; Insecta; Diptera; Culicidae
Product: kinesin-like protein GA13060
Exons: 5
Coding region: 132-3026 (964 amino acids)
Biological process (GO): microtubule-based movement
Molecular function (GO): microtubule motor activity; microtubule binding; ATP binding
Source: RefSeq, a predicted model, not a curated record